AUGGAGAUCAGGAGGUCCUCUCGCCCCGGAGAUGCCCCGGACCGGAUAUACCAGCGCGCCUACAAGGCAUGUCUCGCCUGUCGUCAACGGAAGGCAAAAUGCGACCUCGGCAAGGGGCCGGAUGGAAUGCCUCUUGGACCUCCAUGUGCUAAAUGUCGACGGGAGCAGAGAGCCUGUGUCUUCAGUGAGAAGAGGGCAUGGGAGAGACGGAAGCGAAAAGGAACAACACACGAUGAUGGCCCAAGGACGCAACGCCGGUUUUCGAGUAGCUUCACGCAUGAUGCGGACGAGUCACGCCAUGUCCGUCGCGACUCCUCAACCCCAGAAGAAGUCGACGAUCCCGGGGCUGCUUCACCACAACGGGAUUCGCCGACUCAUCCUAGUCGACGACAGUCGAAUUCCACCCUAGCAAAUUCGAUGAUGCGAACCGUCGUCUCCAGUGGAAAUGAUGCUCUCAACAUCCUCUUCGAAGCUGCUGCUGUUCACAGCCAGGAGAAUGGCCUGAACGAGUCAGGCCCACAGUCGCGGACGGUGCAGAGCUCCUCAGGUCGAAGCUCAAGUAGCUCCAGGCCGAUGAAUCCCCAUGUCAUGGUUUCCCCGGAAGUUCUCGCAAAGGCCUCACGGCCGGUGGGGCUCUCGCAUGUGUCGAAAGACAUUCUCAGCGUCUGGGAGACGAGUCGUUUUGUCCGGAUGGGAUGGUUCACUUCGAGAGAAGCCGUGACUUUUGUCGACCUUUUCUUUAAGAACAUGUCGCCUAUGUCGCCCAUCUUGACGGACUUCUAUGCAGAUCACAACAACCAUCGCUGGCUCGUCGCCCGCGAUCCUGUGCUGUGCUGUACGAUCCUGAUGAUUUCAUCUCGAUACCACCUGUUGCCUGGGGCUGGGGGCGAAUCGAGGAACUUCUUCAUCCACCACCGGCUCUGGCAACACUGUCAGCAACUCGUCAUGCGACUCACCUUUGGCCAGGAAAGGUCGGCACUAUCAAAAACCCGGAAUAUCGGGACGAUCGAGGCCCUUCUGCUGAUGUCGGAAUGGCACCCUCGAUCUCUUCACUUCCCGCCGGAAAGCGAUGGCUGGGACUUUGAUUUGGUCUCAGGAGACCCGGAGCCUCAGGAGUCAAGCGACUUAUCGACCUCGAAUCGAUGGCUAGAGGACAUGAUUGAACCUGCGCGACGAUCGGACCAGAUGUCGUGGAUGCUACUGGGGUCGGCCCUGUCACUUGCACACGAGUUGGGGAUUUUCGAAGUCGACGACAAGAAGUGGAGCUACCUCUCGGGAUACGAAGGAGCGAUAUCCACAGAACAGAUCAAACUCCGCAGGCAACGCGUCCAGCGGCUGCUGUAUGUGUAUAUCAACCAGCUGGCAUGGCGGAUAGGAUGCGUCUCGCUUAUGCCGCAGAGCUUGAACCACGCGAUGCUAGGCCGGCAAACUCAUCGGGAUUGGAGCCAGUCUGGCGACCACUGGCUGGUAUUUAUGGAUUCUUGGAUGGACCUGACCAAGCUGGCCAAGUCGGUGACGGAUAUGUUUUUUCCUACCGUCUCUUUUGCAAGACAGCAGCUCCAUACUGGACGCUAUAUCGAUUUGCUGGAUCAUUUUCGGCCGUUACUAGUGAAGUGGAAGGAUACACAUCUUCAGCCUCAAUUAGUACUCACCAAACAAUUCUUCGAUAUCCUCUUUAUCGAAUACUACUUUGUGCGCGUCUACACCCACUCCGUUGGCAUGCAGGCGGUGGUCGAACGAGUCCUUGCCGACAGCGACCCGAACACCGAAGAGGUGCGUGCCAUGAAUAUCGACCCGAUCGACUACGAGUACAUCCAGGAGGUCAUUGAUGGGUGUUGUCAAAUCCUGCAGAAAGUCACUCAGCUAGCCGAGGUGGAAAUGCUCCGGUUCUCUCCCGUCCGGAUCUUCCUCCGCAUCACCAGCUCCUCCAUAUUCCUCAUGAAGGCCCUCAGCCUGGGAACGCGUCAAGCGAAACUCCGCGAAUCACUCGACUGUCUAGAACAAUGUAUCCAUGCACUGCGAUCGAAUGCCUUGGACGACAUCCAUCUCAGUACCCGCUACGCUACCCUACUGGAAAUGCAUGUCUCGCGUCUUCGGCGCAACCUACUGGCGUCUUCGAAAACAGUCAAGUCUAACCACGGCACGGGACGAUCCUCCAUGGGCCCUCCACCGAACCCAGACAUGGAGACCCCAGUCAUGGAUGAAUCGCAAAAUAUCUCCGCUGUCGGCUUGGUUCCGUCUCUUAACGACAUCGCGGCGGAUGACUGGCUAUCUCUGCCGUUUGACCCGUCCAUGGCUCCGUUUGGAAUCAGCAGUGGAGGGCAGUUUCCCGCGUACGAGGGGGGAGCAUUGAAUUUUAUCUGGAACCUCCCUUCUUGA
Messenger RNA from Aspergillus tanneri, 2379 nucleotides. RefSeq names its product putative C6 transcription factor. The transcript has 4 exons. NCBI's taxonomy places the organism in Eukaryota, Fungi, Ascomycota, Eurotiomycetes, Eurotiales, Aspergillaceae. Bases 1 to 2379 code for a protein of 792 amino acids. Gene Ontology annotation, cellular component: nucleus. The record is from RefSeq and is a predicted model, not a curated record. Gene Ontology annotation, biological process: positive regulation of transcription by RNA polymerase II; aromatic amino acid catabolic process. Gene Ontology annotation, molecular function: zinc ion binding; DNA-binding transcription factor activity, RNA polymerase II-specific.